AUGCCCGAGGGUGGUGGCGUUGGAACAGGGGGGUCCGGCAGAUUGGUCGAAGCUUGCUGUGCUCAAAGCCUCGGACAAAUGACGAUGAAUUCCGUGGCCAGUGGAAAAAAUAAUCCGGCGUUCCACGUUCGCAGUGGUCGAGGGGCAAUGGGUGCUGUGGCCAGUUACGACAAAGAGCUGGUGUUCCACGGUCGCAUUGGUCGGAUGGCGGAGGAUUGA
Molecule: messenger RNA, 219 nt
Organism: Puccinia triticina
Lineage: Eukaryota; Fungi; Basidiomycota; Pucciniomycetes; Pucciniales; Pucciniaceae
Exons: 2
Coding region: 1-219 (72 amino acids)
Source: RefSeq, a predicted model, not a curated record